AUGUCCUCCUUCGCCACACCUUCCCCGCAAUCCCCACGGCCAUUCUUCAAGCGGCCCGGCUACCCCAGCUUCAAAGUAGGGAGGGUAGGAAAACUCUAUCUUCCAGCCAUGGCCGUCGUUGCAGCUGGAUUCGGCAUCGCCAAUUACCUCAAUGAUUUUCAAGCCCAACAAGCCCGGUACCAACUCCAAGAGGAAGAGCGGAUCCGGCAUAAUCAGAAAUUGAUGGACGCGUACGGGGACAAGGAUAGUCUGCAUGAUGUCCAGCAUGCGUUGGAGAUUUAUGAGAUUCAGUAACCUCCUGUGACGGGUAAUGAUUGAUGAUAAAUGGUGUUGGUGUUAGUGUUGGGUUUUCACAUUUAUUGCGUCUACAAUCAUCAUUCCUAGUCUCUGCGGGCAGGAUUAUGAGUCGCUGACUUGUGGAUAUUUCUGUUUACUUCUAUUGAGAUAGCCUGUUGUACUAUAUCCAACUUUGAGACAGUGUUUUGCAUUCUGG
Molecule: messenger RNA, 493 nt
Organism: Aspergillus novofumigatus IBT 16806
Lineage: Eukaryota; Fungi; Ascomycota; Eurotiomycetes; Eurotiales; Aspergillaceae
Exons: 3
Coding region: 1-294 (97 amino acids)
Source: RefSeq, a predicted model, not a curated record